Molecule: messenger RNA, 1137 nt
Organism: Aspergillus luchuensis
Lineage: Eukaryota; Fungi; Ascomycota; Eurotiomycetes; Eurotiales; Aspergillaceae
Exons: 4
Coding region: 1-1137 (378 amino acids)
Biological process (GO): double-strand break repair; DNA recombination
Cellular component (GO): nucleus
Molecular function (GO): DNA binding
Source: RefSeq, a predicted model, not a curated record
AUGUCUACGUCUGAACACACGUCACCUCCUCGGGUUCUACGUGUCCCCAGGUCUGAUGAGCCCGACAGUUAUGUGCUGCUCCACGUCGCGCGCACCAAUACGGCUGCACUCGACUUGAAUCUCACUGCAACGGAAGGAGAAUUUCCGUAUAAUGGGGUCGUGCGACAGGCUCGUGCGAAGACUCACCGUUCAAAGGGUUACCAGGGAACCGAUGAGGACUGGGUUCUUAUCCUACUGCGUGCCUUGGGUCAGCUAGAGAUCAAUACAGACAAUUCAGAUCUGCUAUCUGGUAUUGAAUUAUCAGCUAGCAUCAAGGGGCAGGGUAGGCAGGGCAAUCAACUGGUCCUCACUAUUCGCCGGAGGGUCCAAACUAUAACUCAAAGACUCGGUUCUAUAGCGCUAAAGCAGGAUGAUGAGCAAGCUAUCCAGCUAUUUGACUGGUCUGCUAUCGCCGUUGCCAGAGCUGAUAUGCUUGAGCAGCAGUUAUUAAAAUUGCAACGGCACUAUCACGAAGCCGACAGCACUAUCGAGCAGCUCAAUAAGCAAAUUGAAGACUUCAUAUCUGCAAAACGCCGCCAUGAGGAACAGCUUAUGACGAACUUUACGCAAGUUCUAAAUCAGAAAAAGCUCAAAAUUCGCAAUCAACAACGCUUGUUGGCUUCAGCGAAAAUUGAUGUGGACGAUGCUGGUAAACAUCAGGCCGCCUCAUCAAAAGUCGGGGCCCGUGUCGGGAGCAAGAAGCAUGCGAAACGUCCUAUUGUGGAAACGAGCGAUGACGAUGCUGAAAGCGAUAAUGGCUCGGAGAGCUUGGAUCAGACCAAGCCUCAAACCAGCCCAGGAAGGAUCUCAGAUACGGACGAUGAACCGAAUUCUACUCCCCAGCCAUUGGAGGAUGUAGAUGAUACUACUGAUGAAGAUUCACCCACAGCGUCCGGCAUCGACCAGGGGGUAAGUGAACAAAAUAAAACGGAAGAAGCCUAUCAUCCAUCUAGGAUGCAAAAACAGUCACCGCCACCCCGCAGGGAACUUCCAUUCACCAGAGGGUCAGGAUCAAGGAAAGACACAAUACAAGAUCUACAGCAUCAACAAGACAAUGCCGAAGAAACCGCAGGCGAGACAGACGAUGAUGAGCUAUGA